AUGAACCACACAAUAUCAACCAGAACGGUCAGAUCCCUGACCUAUCGGAUUGACGAAAUUCCAUGCGACUAUAGCACCCCUGAGGAAUUACUGAAAUGCUUUCACAGCGAUGAUAAGAGUCGCGUAAUCAUCAGGUCGUUCGUCCCAAGCAUCUCGGAUCCGGACGGCAACGAGCACACCGCGACAAUCGAGUAUCAAUCAGAAGGCGUUCCAAGGCUUGAUGCCGAUGCCAAUGGCAUCGAGCUUGACAAGGACUUCUGUGGCUUCACUCCCCUGAAUGAGACAGAAGGGAACGUGGCGGCAGACAUCAUUGCCGUGACAGGGUUAAGUGGCCAUGCUUUCGGCUCGUGGGUCAACUCAAGGGGCCAGAUGUGGCUACUCGACUACCUACCCAAAGAUCUCCAACAGAAAGCUCGCAUACUCAUCUACGGAUAUCCUUCAGCUCUCCAGGGCAGCCGCAGCCAGAGCUCCCUCGGCGACUAUAGCAAUUGUUUCAUGCAAGAUCUGAUGGGCAUCCGCAGUCACCCAGCCAUGCACGACAGACCUAUCAUCUUCAUCGGCCACAGCCUCGGCGGUUUGAUUAUCAAGAAGGCCUUGGCGGACCUCAAACCGCAGAUUCUAUUAAGACUUCCUGUGAGGUCUAUCUUGUUCUUUGGCGUUCCUCAUGGAGGUCUCAACAUUAAGGCAUUGCAAGUCAUGGUCAAGGGCCAACCAAACGAGAACUUGAUUAGGGAUCUUCGAGUCGACUCAGCUGUUUUGGAAGGCUUGGCCGACAGCUUUUCUAGGAUUGCUAACUCCAUCAAGAUCUACUCUUUCGUGGAGAAUCACGAAACGCCUACCGUCGUCCAAGUGGACGGCAAAUGGCAGCGAGGCGGCGAGCAAGAAAUGAUGGUCAGCAGGCAGUCUGCUCGGCUGCGCUGCGAGACCGAGACCAUACGCCCUGUACACGCAGACCACUCGCAGAUGGUCAAGAUUCGAAGAGGCCAGAACGGGCCCUACCCCUAUAUAGCCAACAUUCUGAAAGAGGCACUGCAAAGUGCCCCGGAGAAAUGGGAAAACUCCCAGCAAUUGAAACAAGCCUUUCCAGCCGGCGAGCCUCGCGUCGGCAAAUCUCGAUUGGGCAGUGUGCCGGAAAGCUCUUCCAUCACUAUGGACGAUUUGGCUGCAAAGGUUGGGGAUAUGUGGCAGAAAAAGGUUUCUUGCCCCCCCGAGCCUAAUCCAGCACAAAGUCAGAAACUAGACUCGAACGAAAGUGAGGGGGAGCUGCUACUAGCCUCCAAUCGGCUUCGUUCUUCGAGCCCGCCUCAUUCCCGACCGGCGUCCGCUGCCAGUUCUAGAGACCCAAGACAAGAAGCUUUGGCUCCCGAUGACGAUGACGAGCUCGACGAAUUCAUGUUCAACGAACUCACCCAGCGAGGUUCCCUCACAGACGCCUUUUCUGCUAUAUGCCGCCAAGCCCAGGUCUACAUGGAGGUACGAGAUUUCGAAAGCGCGGAAAGAACAUGCCAUGUCCUCCUUGAUCAGCAGAUCUCGGAGGGAGCCUCGCUGGCAGACGACACGGUUCAGCAGACCAUGGAGAUUCUAGCAGAUGCGCUCGAUGGACUCGGGAACUCACAAGCCGCUAACGAAGUUCGGCAUCGAGCAUGGCUGGCCAAAUCAGACGUUGGGCAGCAAGCCAGUUCGUUGCAAGAUCCCCCAUCAUCUGGGAGCUGGCCGUGGGCCAGCCUUCCCACGCCAAACGCCCCCGGCUUCCUUGAACCUCCGUUCCAACCCACCAUGAGAUCCCUUCCGUCUUCGUAUUCUCCCAUGUACUCCUUCAUACCGUCUCAGCCAACGCCAUCGACUACUCUGGUUCUGCCCACAUCUAAGUCUUGGGACAAAACCUUUGCAGACGUGGAAGAUGUUUUGUACUUCCUGUCAGUCUCCACCGAAACGGUCCAGAAGGGUCCAGAUAUACUUGUGCUUGACUGUGAAGAUGACGGCUGUGUCAUGCGCCUUUCCGCUAGGCCCAGUCCAGGCGGCCUAGCCCUGCAGCUGGACUCGAGCGGCAUCACGCUGCCAAAGCAUGUGGUCUCCAACAUUCAGCGGCGGCUCGCACCUAUGCUCAUCGGAGAGCGCGUCCUUGUCUCCUACAUUGGGAUUCCAGACCGCCAUAUGGCGCCGCAAGACGUGCUCAUGUCACACGAAAAGGUGCUGAGGCGACUCGAUGUCGAGGUUGGAACUCUUGAGGGGUCUUACACUCACGCACGGCACCGGUGUCGCGCCAAGAAGGUUCGUGUGUUGGGCGCCAAUAAGAAAGUAUCAUUUCACAUGGUACACGACGUUUUGGAUUCCCCUGAUGAGGCGGUCAUGGCGGUAACGUUCGAAUGGAUGGAAGGGGACAAGGUCUUCUUCUCUGAGAUGAUGACCACCCUCAGUAGUGAAAUAUUGAGCGUGAACCAGAGUCUUCCAUGGGCCGCUUUUGGUCAGACGCAGCCACCACCUUUAUUUACUCCAGGUGUGCCAGGACUUGGUGCUGGUUUUGGGUGA
Messenger RNA from Thyridium curvatum, 2529 nucleotides. RefSeq lists its product as uncharacterized. The transcript is spliced from 2 exons. The record is from RefSeq and is a predicted model, not a curated record. Lineage: Eukaryota; Fungi; Ascomycota; Sordariomycetes; Thyridiales; Thyridiaceae. The coding region runs from base 1 to 2529 and encodes 842 amino acids.